Molecule: messenger RNA, 2711 nt
Organism: Echinops telfairi (small Madagascar hedgehog)
Lineage: Eukaryota; Metazoa; Chordata; Mammalia; Afrosoricida; Tenrecidae
Gene: MINDY4
Product: MINDY lysine 48 deubiquitinase 4
Exons: 18
Coding region: 92-2362 (756 amino acids)
Biological process (GO): protein K48-linked deubiquitination
Molecular function (GO): K48-linked deubiquitinase activity; cysteine-type deubiquitinase activity
Source: RefSeq, a predicted model, not a curated record
CACGGCAACGCGGCCAUACUGGCCCCAACGGACUGACGGGCAGGGGGCUGCAGGACUGGGCCGCGCUGGCCUCGUGGGCAGAGCCGGCAGCAUGGACAGCCUCUUCGUGGAAGAGGUGGCCGCCUCCCUGGUGCGGGAGUUCCUCAGCAGAAAGGGCUUGAAGAAGACGUGUGUGAUCAUGGACCAGGAACGCCCACGCUCGGAUCUCAGCAUCAACAGCAGAAACGACCUCCGCAAGGUUUUGCACCUGGAAUUUCUCUACAAGGAGAACAAGGCAAAGGAAAACCCUCUCAAGACAAACCUCGAACUCAUCACCAGGUACUUUCUGGAUCACUUUGGAAACGCCGCCAAGGAGUUCACCCCAGAGGCGCCCAUCCCGGUGCUCUCCGUUCCAAAGAAGAGCAACCGGCCGCCGGGGCGGUGUGCCGAGACCACGCUGGUCAACAUCUACGACCUUUCCGACGAAGACGCGGGCUGGAGAGUGCCGCUGGCCGAAACCAGCAAAGUCAGACAUGACAAUCUUGAUGGGGAUGUACUCGGUAAUUUUGUAUCCUCCAAAAGACCCCCCCACAAAAGCAAGCCCCUGCAGACCAUCCCAGGGGAAGGCCCCGCCUUGGCCCCUGCGUGGGACAAGAUGGAAAAUCUGAAGUCAUCGGAGCCGUCUGUGGACUUGAAGAGGAUGGGCGAGAAGACCAGGCACAAGUCGGGCCUGAUUGUCCGAGGCCUGAUGGCUGGGCCCACGGCCAGUUCACCACAGGAUUCUUUCCGAAAACGUUCCUUGAGGCGGUCGCCAGCCUUGGGCAGCACGAUCCAGCCCCAGGAGGAAGACGGUCGGAAGGUCCUGGAGCUCUCCGCCUGCCCAGCCCCGCAGGAGAGCUCCCACACCAGCGCCUUGUCCAGGAGCCCCCUGGGCCAGCUGUGUGAACUGACCAUAGACAAGCAGAAACCCACUCCUAGCAGCCCGCCCCACAUGCCAAGCAAAGGGCUGCCCCCGAGGGAGAGGGGCAGGGUGAGAGACAUUUUUGAGGCCAGCUCACCAGUGGACGGCGGCCCCGUGGUGGACAGGACGCCGUUGAAGCUCUACUUGCCUGGUGGGAAUUCCAGGACAACCCAGGAGAGGCUGGAAAGAGCCUUCAAACGGCAGGGCACUCAGCCAAUGCCCCUCAGGAAAAAUCAAAUGCCAGUGUCUGACAAGGCAGAUGAUGACCUGGGUGUCCUACAGCUGGAGGACGUGGAGGACGACGUGACCAGGGAAGAUGUCAUCCUGGCCCCACCCAUGCUCAAACUGCAAGUUGCGUCAAAGCCCCUGGACCUUCCAGUAGCAAAGGAAAUCAAAACCCUCCUGUUUGGUUCGAGCACUGGCUGCUUCAACAACGAGUGGAAACGGCAGAAUUUCUCCUUUAACGACACAGCUUCCCUGAAAUACGGCAUUGUGCAGAACAAGGGCGGCCCCUGUGGGGUGCUGGCGGCGGUCCAGGCCUGCGUCCUGAAAAGGCUCCUGUUUGAAGGAGAUGGCCGAGCGGACCCUGCGCGGCAGUUACAGCCUUCAAACUCCCACAGGACCCAUUGCCUGGCCCUGGCCAUUGCGGAUAUUCUGUGGCAGGCUAGGGCCGAAGAGGGAGUCGUGGUCACACUGGCUUCGGGAACACAGCAGUUCAGUCCAACAGGGAAAUACAAAGCAGAUGGCGUCUUAGAAACACUCACACUCCACAGCCUGACCUGCUUCGAGGAGCUGGCGGUAUUUCUUCAGCAGAAUAUCCAACAGUUUGAGGCAGGUCCUUACGGAUGCAUCCUGCUCGCCCUGUCUGCCAUCCUGUCCAGGUCCACAGAGCUAGUUCGCCAGGACUUCGACGUCCCCACCAACCAUCUGAUUGGGGCCCACGGAUACUGCACUCAGGAACUUGUCAACCUGCUCCUGACCGGCAGAGCCGUGUCCAAUGUGUUCAACGACGUGGUGCAGCUGGACUCUGGGGACGGGCACGUCACGCUGCUCAAAGGCAUCGCCGCCCGCAGCGACGUGGGCUUCUUGUCUCUGUUUGAACACUACAGUGUGUGCCAGGUCGGCUGCUUCCUGAAGACCCCGAAGUUCCCCAUCUGGGUGGUGUGCAGCGAGAGCCAUUUCAGCGUCCUCUUCGGCCUACAGCCCGAGCUUCUGCGGGACUGGCGGGCCGAGCGGCUCUUUGAUCUGUACUAUUACGACGGCCUCGCCAACCAGCAGGAGCAGAUCCGGCUGACCAUCGAUACAACGCAGAUGGCCCCUGAAGGCAGAAAGGACGACCUUGUCCCACCCCUUGAGCUGUGCAUCCGGACCAAGUGGACGGGGGCCUCAGUGAGCUGGAAUGGCUCAGAGCCUAUUCUGUGACCCUUCAGUGUGGGUGCACCCCAGGAUUGCCACUGCUCACCUCUGGGGGUGACGGCUGGAUGGCAGCCCUCAGGGACGCACCUCUGAAAAGAGUGUCAUCGCACUAGGACGUGGACCAGUUCUGCUGCAGUGUGCCCGGAGCCUCCUGUCCUUCUGUGAAGGGCUGCCCAGGACCGGACGAGGAAGCCUGGUGUGUGUCACUGCCAAAGGAAGCAAGGAGCAUCGAGGGUCUUUGCUGCCUUCUGCUUGGAUUUUUCCCGGGUUCCUCACCACCCAUCCUCUCUGCCCAGGGGACCCAGACCCUCCUUAUUCUGCUUACUGCCUUUCUAUAAAGCACGAGUGAAACUUA